Messenger RNA from Rhodotorula toruloides NP11, 2151 nucleotides. Its product is annotated as T-complex 11 family protein. The transcript has a single exon. The record is from RefSeq and is a predicted model, not a curated record. The coding region runs from base 1 to 2151 and encodes 716 amino acids. NCBI's taxonomy places the organism in Eukaryota, Fungi, Basidiomycota, Microbotryomycetes, Sporidiobolales, Sporidiobolaceae.
AUGAGUGCCUUUGCAGUCCACCUCGACCGCCUGCUGGUCCAGCUGCGCGACCUGCCCUCCUCCUCGCCUCCCCACCUCACACACCUCACAAUCCGCCUCGAGCGCGCGUACGCCGACCUGCGGGCCGUGGGAACUCCAGCACCGGCAGAACUGUUCGUCAGGCUCAGGGGCAGGUUGCAGGAGCUGGGCGAAGGGCUAAAGGAGGCGCAGACUGCGGGUCGCGAAGCGGGAGGGCCUGUCUCCUGGGGACAAUUCGAGGCCGACACGCGCCAAGUCGAACUCGAGGUUGCUGAACUGCUCGAAAGAAGCGCGGGAGCGGCUGCGACGGGGGGACGACACUCGAGGACGCCCUCCGCCGACCUCCCACGGCGAAUUCCUACGCCAUCUCAGCCUUCACCGCCCACGCCUACACAUCCAGUGACUUCAGCGAAUGCUUCUGUGGGAGCUUCGCCUGCGACGAACACGCCUGAACUACCCUCAGCCCACCCGCCCCUGCCCCUGUCAUCUCCGUCAGAUCUCUUGACGGCCUGCUCCACCUACCACAUCUGCACGGAGGGGUCCGGCCUCCUCCCUGGGCAACAGUCGUUAGGCUCGGUGUCUCGCAAGAUCUUGGCCUCGCCAUCGUACAAUUCGGAGCGUCGCGACCCUCUCCGAAGCCGCGUCGCAGAGCACCUCAAGCGCGCCUACUUCGAGCCGUUCGAAGCAGCACUCUCCUCGACUGCCUCGACAGUGGCAGAGAAGUUGAAAGCGUGGGACGAAUUGUGGCAGGACGUGAAGGACGCGGUCUUGCCGCUCGCGGAUUCGUACCUGUCCAUAAAGGAGGGCGAGGAGUCGGCCAAACGGUUCAAAGCAGAGGCGCAGGCGCCGCUCAAUCUGGUCAACCAGACUGGUUUCGAUGCAGUCGCGGCUUUGGCAAGGCUUGAGACCGUCGUCGACGUGCUCAAGCGCAACAGCGGAGCCGCCCGGAGCGAGACGAUUUCGGCGAUCUUUGACGACAUCGUCUUCGCCAAGAGCUCGUCUGAGCCGUCUCGCUCCCUUGUCGACCUUGUACGACGGGUUCUCGACUUCGUCGAAGAUCUCGAGGACGAGUUGCGGGCGGCGCAUGCCCGGAUGCUCAGGGACAAGUCGUUUCUCAGCGAUGCCGACUUGGAAAAGAUGGUGCUGGAUAGUUUGCGGCUGACUGCGCACACGGAGGAGAGGCAAAUCAUCUUGUUGGUAUUCGGCGGACCGGCAGGCGUCGUCGACAAGACGCGGGCAUGGCUCUUGCAGGAAAUGGGGUCCGAGUUGCCCUCAGGACAGCCGCCAGUCCUCUCGAAAGACUUGGUCGCAAAGUCGCUUGUCGAGAUGUUCUUUAAGGACCAGACAGUCGACUUUACCGACGAACAGAAUCGUCCUCCGCCCAUCUUCUAUAUUGCGUCAUUCGCCCUCAUCUACCUCCAGAACCAGUUCCAGGUUCUCGUCGUCGUCGCGUGUCUCGCCACGCUCGUUGGUACCGCUCCUCCCCCUUCCCGCACGUCCUCGACCCCACCGGCCAACCUCACAGCCUUCAUCGAGCGCAUCUGGACGAUCCUUCAAGCGGAAAUCGGCCCCAGUGCUUCUCCGAUAGACCCUAUGACCGGCAUGCCAUCCGCUCAGGACGACGACACUCUUCCCUCAGCAAUUCGGAUCGCCAACUUCGCCGACGAGGUCAUCUCGCACCGCCGCACCAUGCUCGUCGCGUCGGGCGCGACCCUCUCGAGCGAGGAAGAGGCAAGGUUGCGGGCUAGCGUCGAGCGGGUCUUGCGGUAUGAGGACCCGGUGUACAAGCUCCUCAAGAGCCGUCUCAAGGCGUCGGUCGAGGCAGCGCUCGUCGAUUUCGUCACGCAAGUCCCGAGUAGUGAGGCGAGCGCGCCCGGACCGUCGUCGGCGCCGACCGACUUGCGAACAGCUUACUCGAAGACUCCUGCUUCGCUUUAUGCCGCUAUACGCGCAAUCAUGCCGGGCAGCCCGCCCGGUCCGCCGCCUCGAACGCGAACGCUACACCUCCAGCCUGCGAAGGGCUUCGAGAAACCGGCUUUCUUGCGGGAGAAGGUGGAGGAGAUCGUGCGGACGCGGUUGGUCACGAACGUUUGGGAGUGGAUGGAGGAGAGCUGGAGCGACGUGAUGGGCUGA